Hyaloscypha bicolor E is the source of this 444-nucleotide messenger RNA. RefSeq names its product SET domain-containing protein. The record is from RefSeq and is a predicted model, not a curated record. The annotation marks the transcript as partial. Gene Ontology annotation, cellular component: nucleus. The transcript has a single exon. Lineage: Eukaryota; Fungi; Ascomycota; Leotiomycetes; Helotiales; Hyaloscyphaceae. Gene Ontology annotation, molecular function: histone H4K20 methyltransferase activity; protein binding.
UUUCCGGCGGCAUAUAUGAGAAGAUACCUCAGUCUCUACUUGCCAGACUGUGCCUUCGAGAUUUUGGGUACGAAUCGAUAUACAAUUACUAUAUACGAGGCGAUGGUCGUUUCACGAAAACUAAUUAGGAAAGGCGAAGAGAUCAAAUAUCUUUGCGGGAUCCGGGUCAUCUUAACAGGCGAGGAAGAGGACGACCUUAAAGAAAAGGGGCUUGACUUCAGCAUUAUAAAGACGACUCGAAACAAUGCCACGUCUUUGUUAUCUGGGCCAGUACGUUUUUCUAAUCACAAUUGCGAAGCGGAUGCUCGACUUGUUACGACUGGGUCCACUGGGAUGAAGGUUGUCGCUACUAGGGAUAUUAGGAUCGGUGAAGAAAUUACGGUUACCUAUAGUGGUGACUACUUUGGAGAGGAGAAUUGCGAAUGUCUUUGUCAGACGUGCGAA